Gallus gallus (chicken) is the source of this 1022-nucleotide messenger RNA. RefSeq names its product acylphosphatase 2 (gene ACYP2). NCBI's taxonomy places the organism in Eukaryota, Metazoa, Chordata, Aves, Galliformes, Phasianidae. Gene Ontology annotation, molecular function: acylphosphatase activity. The transcript is spliced from 4 exons. The record is from RefSeq and is a predicted model, not a curated record. The coding region runs from base 309 to 536 and encodes 75 amino acids.
AGGGCGGGCGCUGAGGCGUUGGCGCCGGGCCGAGUGGGCCCGUGGCCCCUCGUGAGGGGAUGGGGUUCGUCGGUGUGCCCCGCUGGAAGGCGGGUCCGGCUCCACAAGUUGUUGUGUCGAAAGGCCUUUAAACUAACCGCGCUCAGGCCCCGGUUUUCUGUCAGAGUGUUGGUGGCAGAACGCUGAGCUGAAUGUGAAGUCAGAGGCAGUUCCCAGACUCAUACGUUUUCAUUAGAGAAACCACUGCAAGCUCUAGCUCCGUUAUUGAAAGUGGUUGGUCAGUCUUUGCUCGAGGUGUUUGUUUCAGGAUGUACACAGAAGAGGAAGCUAGGAAAUUAGGAGUGGUUGGCUGGGUUAAAAAUACCAGCCAAGGAACAGUGACGGGCCAAGUUCAGGGCCCAGAAGAUAAAGUAAAUGCAAUGAAAUCCUGGCUGAGUAAAGUUGGAAGCCCAAGUUCGCGCAUAGACAGAACAAAAUUCUCUAAUGAAAAGGAGAUUUCCAAGCUUGAUUUCUCAGGAUUUAGUACUAGAUACUAACAGACAAAACAUCACUAGCUGCAAAACAGUGAUGUUUCUACUGCAUGAUAUUUUCUGUGCCUCCUUAAAAAUUCACCUGAGCAUUUGGAUGCUUUCUGUACUUGAGAUAAAUUGUUUCUGUUCACAUGAAGUAAGAACUCUUAGUUGCUGUAUUAGAUAUUUCACAACAUGAUUGUCAAUACUUAAUAUCUGAAAUGCCAAUAUCUAAUUUAUUGCAUAUUAGAAGUUAGAUAAAUGGUUAAAUGCAUCAGUGAUUAUUUGUGUACAUGGAGAUUUGCUAUAUACAGUCACAUGAAAUCCAAUCAUUACACUGUAUAUGAUUAAUAAGUAAUCAAUUCAUGUUCUACUAUUUGUAAUCUCACCAAAAAAACAUAGCCUACAGAACUGGAAUUCUUAGCUCUAUUCUAAUACCUCUGUAUUAUAGAUCAUAUUACUUGUGAUAGUUAAAACAGUAAUUUAAAAUAAAUAUACAUUGCUUCAAACUAA